This is a messenger RNA of Drosophila erecta, 1507 nucleotides long. RefSeq lists its product as uncharacterized. The coding region runs from base 47 to 1156 and encodes 369 amino acids. NCBI's taxonomy places the organism in Eukaryota, Metazoa, Arthropoda, Insecta, Diptera, Drosophilidae. The transcript has 6 exons. The record is from RefSeq and is a predicted model, not a curated record.
CUGCCCAUACAAACUGUGGGCCUGUUCAGAGGCAUUUUUUAUUUUCAUGUCAUUACAGUUUUUACAACAUCAUUGGUUGAUGAAAAUGCAACGCUUACACGUUAUUCCCAGAAAGCACAAAGAUUAUGACAAAUGCUUAGUCGAGCUGUACAAGCCCAAGAAAUUCGUGGCCGAAUCACUGACUUCGGUUUACUCAAGUCACACAACAGUUGCACCCAAUGGACUUAUUCGCACCGAUUCCGUCAGAGGCAUCGAGGAUCGCCACUUGACAGCUUCCCCUGAAUUGCCCAGCCUCCUGGAGCGCACUUCCCAGUCGCAGAACAGGAACCUCUAUGACCUAUCCCUCCGACUCAUGGAUCAGGAGGAUGCCGGCACCUCGGAGAGGUGGUCGGAUGAAAGCAGGACUCAACGUGUGGACUCAGGCCGGGAUACAGUGAAUCGGAAUGGUCAGGGUGAUGAAAGGGCCUUCAAUCUAAAGGAGCGUUUAAAAGUUAGGGAACGUCUGAAGGUGAAGGACGCCGGAUACUACAGAAAAAGGAUGCUCUCUAUUUCUAACAUGAAGGGCACUAACAAGAAGAAUCAAAAAAAAAAUAGAGAAUAUGAUGAAAAUGUGGUCGGACCCCUGAAUUCAAAACCAUAUCGUAAGCUAAGACGCUGGAUUCCCGAAAGCUAUGAAUCCCUUUGUGCCCAACCAGUAAUCCUGCCUUCAAAAACUCCUGAGGUCCCAACAAACCAGACAGCGCUCAACAUACAGGAAGUCAAAGUCACACCGCAGCCAGUGGAGUCCGAUACAGAUGUGGAAUCCUUUAGAUACUCCGACAACCCAAUGAAAACCUUCAGAGCAAUCGUUGGAAGAGCAGCUCAGAAUACUGGAGCCCAGAAUCAGGAAACUCUUGAAAAUAUAAGUUUAGGAAAAUUACUAAGGGUCAGGGCUUCGCAGCAGUUUCAUCAUUUGCUGAACCUGAUUGAUGAUCACUACAAUUAUAGCUUGCUCUUGCUGCUGGCCACCUUGGCUUACUUGGUCUAUAUCCUGUGGUACGAUAUUAGUGACAAUUUGAACGAGGAAGGCCGGUAUCUGGGCAAAAUGAAAACCUCUGGACUGCCGAUGAAGUGUUUCUACUAUUUGAUGCGUCUGCUCAGAGCACCCAUUUUUUGAUGGGCCAGAGAAUGUGAAGAUUUAAACCAAACAUUUUCCAUUUUCAUAGCAACAGCGCACUCUAUUAUUCAGUUCUAUUUCAAUGGCGAAAUAUUUAUUGUAAAAUAUUUAUAAAUGGAUAUUUUGGCUGUUUUUUCGCUCCCCAACAAAGUGUUGAAUGGGACUCGCGCUCCAACGCCUCUUGCACGCUGCCACGCCCCUCAUUUCCCACCUGAAUCGCCUGGUGCCAGGCUAACAAAUGAAAAACAAAUAUUAAACUGUGUUGUUUUGCCAAAAUAGUACCAAAAGCCCACACGCACAAACACACACACACAAGAGCGCUCACAGAGUCCGCGGAAAUUGUAAAGUGUU